AUGAAAACUGCUUUAAAGAUCGGCUCGCUAACGGCUCUAACUCUAUUAUUUAUAUCAAUAGUGACAUUUUUUGUGCUGAAAAUCCGUCGUAUCGAUAUCAAGUAUGGUCUGAAAGAAGAUUCACGGCCAUUUGUUUUCCUUACUCAAACAGAAGAGUGUCUUCGGCCGCAACUGAUGCAAAAUAUGGGAUUAGACAAUAGCCAAAAAUGUCGAUGCGACGUGAUUGUGUUGAGUUAUCACAAGGCUUGUCAGUCGGAAUGGAAUCCGCCUCACAUAACUUACUUAUUUGAUAAAGACAGUAGUUGGAGAACUGGACGAAAUUUGCUGUACAUCCACGCAACAAUGAAAGGGAAACCACGUUACACUUACUAUAUAAUAACAGAUGAUGACGUUUUCUUAAAGUUUAACCAAGCGGCCUCGGAAGAAAUGAAACAACUCACUCCAUUGCAAGUGUUUCAAAACUGGCUUCUGGAAUACGAACCAGCUGUUGGCGUUGUCGAUUAUUCAGGAGCUAAUGAAGCACAAAAUGUGCUAAAAAAUUGUGGAAUUUAUAUAAACAACAAUUCUACUACCAAUCCAACUGUAUACUUCGAUCCUCUCUUUAACGCAUUUCAUGCAAACGCUGUUCACCAUAUAUUUCCACUGCUUAAUCAACGAGAAAACGUCUCUUGGUGGUAUACACUAAGGCAUGUUAUUUCAAAUGUGGAAUUGAAAUUCCGUGGACAAGCGCUGAUAUUUUUUCCCAUAUCAGUGGAGAACAGUUUGCAUCGCAAUUAUCCGCACACGCUAGAAAACGCUCAAGAGGCUUGGAGGGACUAUAUAGAAAACGUUCGAAUGCAAGCACCAGGAAAUUACGCCAAUCAUAGUUUAUUUAAGGAGUAUAAAAAAGAUCCAAUCCAUUACGUUGAAACGUCCCGGACGUACUGCAUGAAAGUAACUCGUCAUCGACCAAUUAUUCCAUUUGCACAUUUUGAGCUGGCAAAUGACACUACAUAA
Porites evermanni is the source of this 996-nucleotide messenger RNA. NCBI's taxonomy places the organism in Eukaryota, Metazoa, Cnidaria, Anthozoa, Scleractinia, Poritidae. The record is from the annotation of a GenBank genome assembly.